AAUUGGGCCUGGUAACAGAUCAUGUAAAUUUGAGUUUUGUAAUCUCUCCCGACUCUGUGGCACUCACCGUUUAAUGGCGAGCGCUUCACUGCAUGAAAAAUCCCGGAAAUGAAAACGCUUACCGUUAAAACCCUGUAACGAAUGGAAGAUUAACGAAUCAAACACCAAAUAUAUUUUCACUUCCUCAGCCUCACGGAUUGUCGCCGUUUACUAUACCCGAGAACAAUUUCUUGGAUUAGAUUUCAAUAACAUGAGGUGGGAGAAGGUGAGUGCACAAGGAAAUAACUUGGGGCCUGGUAAGAGGUGGGGCCACACUUGCAAUGCCAUCGCAGGAGGCAAGCUUCUUUAUGUGUUCGGUGGCUAUGGAAGUUUUGACUGCCAGACCAACCGAGUUCACGUCUUCGAUACUGUUAAUAGGAUAUGGAGUGAGCCUGUGAUGAAAGGAGCAGUGCCUAUGCCAAGAGACAGUCAUAGUUGUACCACAGUUGGCGACAAUCUAUAUGUAUUUGGCGGUACAGAUGGUAGAAAGCCCCUUGGUGAUUUGCGUAUUCUGGACACUGCCUCUAACACAUGGAUCUUGCCAAGUUUAAGAGGUGAUGGGCCUGAACCUAGGGAAGGCCAUAGUGCAGCCCUUAUUGGUAGACGGCUCUUUAUCUUUGGUGGAUGUGGAAAAUCUGAGAAUAGGGAAAUAUACUACGAUGACCUUUACAUAUUGAAUACAGAAACGUUCACGUGGAAACGUAUUGUUCCAUCUGGCACACCACCAACAAAGCGUGAGAGUCAUAGCUGCUCUUCAUGGAGGAACAAAAUCAUUGUCCUCGGUGGGGAGGACACAUUCAAUUUCUACUUGUCUGAUGUACACAUUCUUGACACAGAUUCUUUCGUUUGGAGCAAAUUAAACACUACAGGGCAGCUAUUAUCACCUCGAGCUGGGCAUACAACUAUUGCCUUGGGGAAGUGCUUGUUUGUUUUUGGCGGUUUCUCUGAUGAGGAGAACCUCUAUGAUGAUGUUUAUAUGCUUGAUGUUGAUGCUGGUGUAUGGAACAGGGUUUUGGCUACUGGUGACGGCCCUUCAGCAAGAUUCUCGAUGGCUGGAGAGUGUCUGGAUCCACAUUUGGGAGGUUUUCUUGUAUUUUUGGGUGGCUGCAAUAAGAAACUCGAGGCAUUGGAUGACAUGUAUUACUUACAUACAGGGCUUGUUGGGGAAAGUGAACAAAAUGAUCGGAAAAGAGAUAAGUUGUCUUUGAGAAAACAGCUGAAGUUAAAAUGCCAGGAACAACAAGCUUCUAUCACGGAAAGCAGACAGAAUGUUCAUAUGCAUGCACAACAAAAUCCUCUAGGGAAAAAAACUUUUCAAGCCAAGGUGACAAAAAACUUUUCAGAUGGCUAUACUAUCGAGACUGUCAUAGAUGGAAAGCAUCUACGUGGAGUGUUGUUUUCCAGCAAGCCAAAUCCUAUGAAGUUACCUUCUUCUGAUGAUUCUGAUGGGAAAGUGGAAGCUAUGGAAAUAGAUGGGAACAAGAUGAGUGAUGAUCUCAAUUGUACCACCUACAGCACAGGAUUUGCUGUUGUGGAGCAGAAUGUGAGAGAUGUUGGGCAGGCAGAUGCUCCUGGAGGGGAAUUGAUAAUGUCGGUCUCCCAAGUUGGAGAUUCUGGAAUUGGAAACCAACCCCCCAAUGAUGGUUCUCCUUUCCAGGAGUGUCCUGGAACCUCUACACAACCAGUGCCGUCGAAAUAUAAUACGGAAUCCAAUGGCACAGGCGAUUUGCCCCUAAAUUGAAGGCUGGCAAGUAUUUGUUUAUGAGAAUCCACAUCCACCCAAUCUGCUCCAUUCUUUUUCUUACCUUUUAGGGUAGUUUUCAGAGGCAGAAACAAUCAAACUGUAUAGUUGAGAUUACCGCGGGGAAUAAUCCGACCGGUAACUUUGUCAAGACACUUCAGUGGCUGUUUCCCAUUUCUAACAAUGGCAUUGUACUAGUAAAUACCAGUUCCUAGUUUUCUUUCUUGAUAUCCUUGUACGAAGUGCCUGCUGAGUA
This is a messenger RNA of Cuscuta epithymum, 2036 nucleotides long. Lineage: Eukaryota; Viridiplantae; Streptophyta; Magnoliopsida; Solanales; Convolvulaceae. The record is from the annotation of a GenBank genome assembly.